Molecule: messenger RNA, 1698 nt
Organism: Exophiala bonariae
Lineage: Eukaryota; Fungi; Ascomycota; Eurotiomycetes; Chaetothyriales; Herpotrichiellaceae
Exons: 1
Coding region: 1-1698 (565 amino acids)
Source: RefSeq, a predicted model, not a curated record
AUGUCUCCCGAAGAACUGGAGGCGUGGCAACCCUCCCAAUCGAGUACACAACGUCCACGAUAUGUCUUCACGCCCUAUGAGCCUGCACGGCUACGGAAGAGCACGGUUGAAAUCAUUGGAGGUGUGAAUCCAACUGGGUUUCUAUUCACAGGUCCAGAUCUGGGUUCAAGCUCAAUCCAUCAGAGCUCUGUCAAUCCUCACCAAUCAUUUCUCCAAAGCUUAAUACCCAGCUUGGAGCACAUCUGGAUGCUGGUCGAUUACCACGAGGUUUAUCUUCUCUGGUAUCACUGUUGUUAUCAUGGACCAACCUUCAGGUCGGAGCUUGAAAGUGUGAUCGCUGAGCAAGAAGACAAGAGCAAGCUGAACAUCACUGGAGUUCGUCUGCAAUGGCUAGCCCUCCUCUUUUCAAUCAUGGCAGCUAGCCUAACAUGUACAUCAGAACAACGUCUAGAAAGCUGGGGAUUUUCAAAGUCUGAGGCCGGCCAUUUAUCGAUUCAAUGGUACAAGGCAACGAUAACAUGUUUGUAUCAGGGUGAAUGGACAUCAGAUCAUGAUAUGUACUCAGUACAGGCUGUUACUACCUUAACGAUGUCAGCUCAUUCACUUGGGCGGUCUACUGAGCUUUCCGUUCUCCUCGCCGCGGCGUUAAAAAUUGCUCAGGUUCUUGGACUUGACAGACUUGAUCAUAAUCAAGCUUUGGAGGACAUUGACACAACAUCUUCUCAAGACAAGCGCCACUCUUUGCUUAUUCGUGAGGUCGGGAGGAAGUUAUGGUCCCAGCUUUGCAUGCAAGACUGGAUGUCACUUCCUUUUACAGGAAACUACAAUAUCAAUCCAGCUCAUUUUAGAACCACGAAACCAUCGAGUCGGGAUCAUCUCACAAUGGAGCCUCUGCCAACCACGUUUCCAACAUACAUUAGUUACGGAAAUUAUCUCUUCGAUAUUGCUAAACUCGGCGUCCGGCACCAUGAGGCAAACCUGAAAUCUACCACGCCAUUCACAAAAUACCAGCAUGUCCUCGAUUAUGAUUCUCAAAUGAGAGAUCUGGCGACCAAAGGCAUGCCUCGCUAUUUCCACGUCAUGGAACCUGUUGAUACCCUUUGGCCACAAUGGGUGCACUGGGCGCGGUCCAGUCUCACAGUAUGUUUUGCACAUAAGAUUAUUAUGAUACAUCGCGCCUACAUUCGACAAAGUUUUACUGAAUCUGCAUACUCGAGGACAAGAACUACGUGUAUAGCUGCAGCAAAGACAAUCCUCAAUGAGACAAAAAAAGCAGACGCGAUUGACGGUCCUAUCAUAUGGAUUGACAAGGCUUUUUGCAUAGCUGCGGGAAUUAUUCUUUGUCUAGACAUAUCACAUCGAAGUGAGUCGGAUCCCGAGUACAUCAAUCACAAAGGUCUUGUUGUAGGUUGUAUCGCACAUCUUCGAAAGUUCGAAAACAGUGUCAUUGCUACUCGAGGAGCAAGUUUGCUUACUGAGAUUCUUGAUGAGCCGCAUCGUCCAGGAUUUGUUCCGGAGAAGACAUGGCCAAACCUCAACGUGUCAGACAUGGUCGGAUCAAAUUCAAAUAUGGACAAGUCUCCAGCAUUCACGGGGCCGGAAUAUCAGGCUUCGGGAGACUUAUUUCCAGCUCAGGCAGGUUUCAGCAACCAAUUUCUCUUUGAAAACCUUCUUUGCCGUGAUCCAACAAUGACAUGA